AUGACUGCACCCAACCAGCGAAACAAUUGGCUGACGGCGCUGCCCUUCCUGGUGGGGUGGGCGCUGGUGGCGCUAGCGCGGUCGCACGCCGUCAUGCUGGCUGGGCGCGCCGUCGCAGGCCUCGCCGUGGGCCUCUCCGCCGCCCCCGCGCAGGUGCUCAUCAGCGAGGUGGCGGAGCCCCGCAACCGCGGCGCGCUGGCGGGCACGCCCAUGGUCAGCUACUCGCUGGGCAUCCUGUGCGUGUACGCGUUGGGGUCGGCGCUGCCGUGGCGCGUGGUGGCCUGGCUGGGCACGGCGCUGCCGCUGCUGGCGCUGGCGGCGCUCUCGCUGGUGCCCGAGAGCCCCACGUGGCUGGUGCGGCGCGGUCGGCUGCCCCAGGCCAGCAGGGCGCUGCGCUGGCUGCGUGGCGGCACCGUCGCUGCUCCGCUGGCCCAGCGCGAAUUUGAGCAGCUAGUGGCUCGACUUCGCUCGGAAGAGACGCAAGGGGAGGCGGAGGCGGAGGCCGAGGCGGCGACCGCACCCCGCCCGCCCGAGGGCUGCCUGCGAGCUUUCUCCCGCCCAGACGUCUACAAGCCGUUCUUCAUUGUCGUCACCCUCAACAUCAUGCAAAUAUUCUCAGGCACCUACCUCGUCAUCUUCUACGCCGUGGACCUCCUCGAAAAGGCGAACGCGGGCAUGGACGAGGCCCUGGCCGCUGUGCUGACGGCGGCGGUUCGCGUGGUCUUCACGGCGGUGGCGUGCGGCCUGCUCAGCUGGACGGGCCGGCGGGCGCUGGCGCUGAGCUCGGGGCUGGCCUCGGGGCUGGCGGCCGUUGCAAUGGGCUCGGCGCUCUACGUGCGGGACAACGACGCACAGGGCCAAGGCUCCGACCCUUACGCUGCCAUCGUCGUCGGCUGCCUCCUCGUCUACAUGGCUGCUAACACUUGUGGCUUCUUCGUGUUGCCCCUCAUCACCAUCGGGGAGCUGUUGCCAGCUAAAGUACGUGGUCUGGCAGGAGGAUACAUCUUUGCUUCAUUCAACCUGGCACUGUUUGCAGCAACCAAAGUGUUUCCUAGUGUAACUUCAGAAAUUGGGGCUCACGGGGUCUUUUGGGUAUUUGGAAUCGCUUCAUUAACUGGAACUGUUUUUAUUUACCUAGCACUGCCUGAGACAAAAGGUCAAAGCCUUGCACAAAUUGAAGAUUAUUUUCGGGGUAAAAACUUUCUUUGGGUGACACGUCACAAAUAUCGAAGUCCUGAAGCACCUAAAGUGUAAUAGAAUAUAAUUUAAAAAUUUCCUUCAUUCUUAUUUAUUUGUCCAUGAUGUUAAUAUCUGAAGACUGCUCCAUUCAAAUGAAACCAAAAUUAAGAAAUAUACAGGCAAUUUUUUUAAAUUCUAAAAUCCUUGUUCACUUCAAACAAGAUCAACUGAAUAAACACUAAUCUCUUGUUGAGUACCUACAAAUGAAUCUCUUACAUAUGAAAAUGAAUAGUCACUUCAUGAAAAUGAUGUGUACAAUAUUGACCCUGAACAUAACUAGCCCUCAUUUGUCAUUUUUUAAAGCUCUGUUGCAGUAUGUUGGUUAAAUUUACUCAUACAGUGUUAUGCACAUUAAAAAGACAUGCAUGCAUAUAUCAUGCAUAUUGUUUGCAUGUGUUCAGAUUUAUAUACAUUCAUUUUCUUGGUUUUAUCACCAUGCCAUUAAUCAAGAAUGUAGAGCAACUGUAUUUCUACAGGAUUUCAAGAGUACUGAGAGACAAAUUACAAAAUCUGGAAAUUAAUUUUUUGACCCUGGUGAAUAAGCUGAUAAGUCUUGCAUGCUUAAAUUUUUCAGAAUACACCCCCCCCCAAAAAAAAACAACUUUCUUGUGAUGCUAAAAAUCAGAAAUUAAUUAUUUCAAACCAAACCUACACACAAAUAGUUUAGUUUGAAUAUCAGCUUCAUUUGUAUAUCAUUAACCCCUAAUUUACUUCAGUUGAAAGAUGUUUUUUUCUCUCCUGUAAACUUCAAGCAUUCAUGAGUUAUCAGCUUAUUCACCAGGGUCAAAGAAUUAAUUGUUGUAAAGUAUUUUUAAUGUGCAUUUAUUUAAAGUUCCUUUUUUGUUUACAUUGAAGUAAACUAUUUGCAAAGUAAUCGAAAGCUGAUUCAGCAUCAAAUUUUUGAAGAAGAUCCUAAAUGAAAGCAUGAUUAUAUAUUCCAAAGAAAGAAUUGGGUACUUUGCAUUAAUUUCCAGUAAACUGAUAUGGUCAGUUAGCAUGUCUAGACAGAGUAAUCUGAUCUCUUAUUGUGUGAAUGUAUUUUUAUCAAAGCACUAAAAAAUGCUAUUUAAUUUAUAUCUGUUUUUAGUUUUAGUACAUCAUCUUUUGAAAGAGUUUAAGUAUUGACUUUCCAAGCUGCCUUUAAAGAAAUAUUGUGACCCACCUAGUAAGUAAAAGGUUGGGAACAAAAGGAAAAGAAAAACAAAAAAACAAACAAAAGAAAAACAAAAAACAAUUCACUAUUUUUGUAUUGGCAAUUUUCUUUGUGAAACAUUUUUAUUUCUGUAUUUGUGAAAGAUAUAUGUAAAUAUAUUUCAGAAGAUUAUAUAAUUUUUGGUACAUAAUAUCAUAAUAAAAUUCAAAGUAAAUAUAACAAAAAAUAAAUUAAAUCAAUUGAUUGCACAAAAAACACAAGAAAUUACAACAAUAAUUAUGAGGAAGCAUAAAAAAGUAUUGAACUCUCAUAUUUUGUGGUAACAACAAAACAAAGUGCCUUGACACUUUUAAAUGAAUUAAUAAAUAGUUAAAUGAAAAAGUAAAUUAAAAACUUUGAUUUGAUUUAUCGCAUCAACUGCAUAGAGUUAUUAGCAACUACCUUAAUAAUACACAAUCUGUACAAAAUAACACAGUAACUUAGAAUUUUACAUAUAUGGUUAUAUAUUGUUAUACAUUUCAAUUUCCUUUACAAAGCAAAUGAAUUUAAUGCACUAUUCUUUGUUAUUGUGAUCUUUAAGAGAACUUAGUUCGUACUUGUUUCUUGCACUUUCAUAUUCACGGCAAACAAACAAAUGUUCUACUGAAAGAGGAAUAUUGUACACACUACAGUUAUCAGCAUCCGUUCUGUUCAAUAAGUAGUCGUGUGAAAAUUUUGUGUGUCCUAUUCCACAUCUUAA
Gryllus bimaculatus (two-spotted cricket) is the source of this 3131-nucleotide messenger RNA. The record is from the annotation of a GenBank genome assembly. Lineage: Eukaryota; Metazoa; Arthropoda; Insecta; Orthoptera; Gryllidae.